AUGACCAUAACGAAGUACCCCGAGUCUGAAACAGAUGUACUCAUUAUCGGAGCCGGCCCUGCCGGCCUGAUGGCGGCAUACUGGAUGGCUCGCUAUGGAGUCAAGGCCCGCAUUGUGGACAAGCGCGCAGAGAAGGUGAUGCUCGGCCAUGCUGACGGGCUGGUGCCGCGCACAUUAGAGCUAUUCGAUAGCUGUGGAUUCAACCAUCGCGUUCGGAAUGAAGGAGUUGCGGCAGUUAUUUCAACUUACUGGGGCCUCGACGAGGAAGGGAAGCUCGUGCGCCAAGAGCAUUCUGGCGAGAAUAAUGAAUCCCGCAUGCCUUUCGUCCAUACGCUUUUGGGACAAGGUCGUUUGGAACAAUUCAUUCUCGAUUCGAUUCACGAGAAUUCGUCUAUCAAGGUUGAGCGAGGUGUUGUCGCCGAGGCACUCAACUUUAAUGAAUUGGACCAAGAGGACCACGCAGCUUAUCCUAUUACUGUUCAACUUCGGACUCUCAAUCCUAAGAAUUCAGUUAAUGGGGAGGCGAAAGCGCAGAACGGACCGAUCAAGCUCGAAAACGGUGUUGUAAAUCGCCAGCUUUCCGAUGAAUCCAAUGGCGUCCCACCGGAGAUUCAAAGGGAGGAGAAGGUCGAGAUCGUCAAAGCGAGAUACCUACUUGCUUGCGAUGGGGCGCGUAGUUGGACGAGGACCCAGAUGGGACUUGCCAUGGAAGGAUCAAGCACCGAAUAUGUCUGGGGUGUGGCUGAUGUUGUCCCCAUUUCCAACUUCCCUGAUAUUCGCCGCUUGGCUAUGGUGGAGAAUGCUGCCGGUUCAAUUUUGAUAGUUCCCCGCGAGCGCAACCUCAUGCGCCUCUACGUGCCAAUGCCAAAGGGCCAAGAUACACAGACACCCGACGCAGAAAAUGGCACAACCAACGGCCGCCGCGACAAAUCCACAUUUACCCCCGACGAUCUCCGGAAGAUGGUCCAAGCAAUCCUUAGCCCAUGGGAAUUCGAUUUCAAGAUUUGCGAGUGGUUUUCCGCGUAUGGCGUCGGCCAGAGAGUCGCCUCGACACUAUCUCGAGAGAACCGUGUCUUCCUUGCCGGCGACGCUGCCCACUCACACUCGCCAAAGAUCGGAAUGGGAAUGAAUAUGAGUUUACAGGAUGGUUUCAACCUUGGCUGGAAACUGGCCCUUGUCGCACAAGGAGGUGCCUCGCCUUCUAUACUGGACACGUAUAAUGCCGAGCGACUGCCUCUGGCGAAGAUGUUGGUCGAAUACGAUCGACAAAUCUCGUCGCAAUUUACAAAAGACGAAAAUGCGUCCGAGGAGAUACAGAAGACAGACGCGCGCACGAUCCAUCAGGAAUUUGAAGACUUCUACGAAGGACGCAAGGCAUUCUAUCCCGCCAGCAAUCUAGUCCACAAACUCAGCAAUGACAAGGAGCAGAAAUUCCAGGGACUAGUGCCCGGAGAGAAAUUCCCCGUUCGGAAGCUCCUCAACCAAGCCCGGCUUGAUACGCGAUGGACAACAAACAUAUUAGAGAGUGAUGGACGGUUCCGACUUGUCGUCCUUGCGGGUGAUAUCCGCUUUCCGAUGCAGAAAGACCGGGUUGAUCAACUCGGCAGUGUACUACCCUCUAUUCUCAACCGAUAUGUCGCCCCGAUCAGCCAGUUCGAUGGCCCGAUCAGCACUUUAACCAUACACAGCAGCCCUUGGGAUGAGGUUGAGUAUCACGACUUCCCAGAGGUAUUGCGACCAUUCGAUGAAGUCAUGGGAUGGGCUUAUGAUCGUAUUUGGUCGGAGAGGGCCUGCAACUACGAUGCCGAAUGUCAAGGCAAAGCAUAUGAGAAGUGGGGAGUUGAUCUUGUUCGGGGUGCUGUGGCCAUCAUUCGCCCUGAUCAGUAUGUUGGAUGGGUGGGCGAGUUGGAGGAUACCGCAGGCAUGACGGGGUACUUUGACCAAAUACUCACGAAAGCCCCAAGUGCGUCCAAUGGAAAUGCGGAGAACAAUUAA
Penicillium manginii is the source of this 1995-nucleotide messenger RNA. RefSeq lists its product as uncharacterized. The transcript has 5 exons. The coding region runs from base 1 to 1995 and encodes 664 amino acids. The record is from RefSeq and is a predicted model, not a curated record. Gene Ontology annotation, molecular function: FAD binding. Lineage: Eukaryota; Fungi; Ascomycota; Eurotiomycetes; Eurotiales; Aspergillaceae.